AUGACUUUAGAUUCAGUUGAAGCUUAUCACAUUCUCCGUAAUGGAAUUACUGGUGGUUUAUCAAAUGUUCAACAUAGAGUAAAUCUUAAAGGAAUCACGCACAUUAAUAAACUUUCAUAUAAUCCAGAAACUAAAACUGUAUCAAAUGAGGACACCACCAACAUUAUGACUCAUUUCGUUGGUGUUGACUUUAAUUCAUUAUAUCCUUCAUCAUUUUCAUCUAAUCCUCAUGAUUUCAUUCAAUAUACUGACCAUAAAAUGUAUAUGCCGGGAAGAUUGAAUGGUGUUAUCAUUUGUGAUACAGCAACAAAGAAAGCAAAAGCACUGGGAAUAAUUAAGAAGAAAAAUACUUUAUUCGUGGCUGAAGUAAAGGGUCACAUUGAUGAAAAAUACAUUAAUGAUUACAUAAACUUUUUACCAAUAAUAAGAAACUUAGAUAUUAUCACAGAUGAAAAAACAAUUGGCAGUUUUAUGUAUAAUUACAUGAAAUCAAACAAUCUACCAGUUGACCAGAAACAGAGGAAAUUAACUCAGUUAGCAUCAACACACAACCAAUAUCAACCAUUUUCAUCUUAUUAUCUUUGGUAUCUAAUAGACAGAUUUCAUUUUAUCAUUGAUGAUAUUCAAUCAAUUUUAACAUUUACUAAAAACACUUGUUUUAAUGAAUUUGCGAACAAAUUUAUGAACGAAAGACAAAAGGCUGAAUUAGAAGGAAAUAAAGGAAAAAGUUUAUUUUGCAAGAUUUCACUUAAUGGAUCAUAUGGUUACGAUGCAAUGAAUACACAAAAUUACGCAAAGACUAAAAUAAUGAAUGCACAGAAGGCACGCGUUGCAUGUAUGUCAAAUAAGUUUAAAAACAUAAGAGAAAUAGGUGAAGAUACAUAUCAAGUGAUGCUUAAAGAUAGAUUUUAUAGAUGUGAUACAUGUUUACAAGAGGCAUUCUUCACUUUAGAUAACGCAAAAUACUGGUAUUUAGUUUUCAUUUAUGAUUUUAUGUAUAAAUGCAUGGAUGUUAAUCGUUUUCAUUUCAUUGAAUAA
This is a messenger RNA of Trichomonas vaginalis G3, 1038 nucleotides long. RefSeq names its product DNA/RNA polymerases family. The transcript has a single exon. Lineage: Eukaryota; Parabasalia; Trichomonadida; Trichomonadidae. The record is from RefSeq and is a predicted model, not a curated record. Bases 1 to 1038 code for a protein of 345 amino acids.